Xenopus laevis (African clawed frog) is the source of this 4395-nucleotide messenger RNA. RefSeq names its product purinergic receptor P2X, ligand gated ion channel, 7 L homeolog (gene p2rx7.L). The record is from RefSeq and is marked provisional. Gene Ontology annotation, molecular function: ATP binding; signaling receptor activity; monoatomic ion channel activity. Gene Ontology annotation, biological process: regulation of transport; bleb assembly; purinergic nucleotide receptor signaling pathway. Lineage: Eukaryota; Metazoa; Chordata; Amphibia; Anura; Pipidae. Gene Ontology annotation, cellular component: plasma membrane; postsynapse; membrane.
GAUGUGGAGGAAACAGUGAGGAGACAGGGUAACAGAGAAAGGGGAAAUAUACAAAUUCUGAUAUAGCAAAAAGCUGUUGAUAAGAGAGAAUUAGAAGAAGUGGCAGGAAAGGGAGAAAACGAGUGCAGGGCAGAGAGAGAGGACAAAAAGAAUGUUUGUAGGGUGGGCUGUUUAAAUGAGGUUUUCUGGUGGGCAGAUCUUUUGGCUGUUGCCAUCACAAUAAUAAAACAAGCAAAAUGUGCUGCAGAUAGGACAUUCGUACUGUCCUGACACAAUGAACAAAGGAGCAUUGAGUCAGUCUUCCCUGCUAGCUACAUUUCUCAUUUGCAUCUAAAAAAAAACAGCUGUACCACCAGUGUGAUCUGUUAGAAAAGAGUGACAUAGGAUGUUCUGGGCUGCAUACCUCCCCCUGCAUCCUGUCUCAAUAAUUCAUAUUGAGUUAGUUUCAGUUCAGCUUUACAGCUGGUGUAUGAGGGAAGGAAGCAUUGCUGCACACUUAGCCCUUUAGCCCACGUCUGGAGCCCUGCAGAAAUGACACUGACCUUAGCAGACUGCUUUGAUUAUUCUACAAAAAAAGAAGUUCGCAUACAAAGCGUUCCCCUUGGGAUCCUGAAACAGUGCAUUACAUUCGGUGUGAUUGUGUUUGUGUGCUACAGCCUCAUAACACAGAAGCGCUACCAGAAAAAAGAUUCUAUUAUCAGUUCGGUUCACACGAAAGUAAAAGGCUUUGCAGAUGCUCAUUCAAGGAUCUGGGACACGGCAGAAUAUACUGUCCCAUCCCCUGGAGGAGACUCAUUUUUUGUUAUAACUAACAUAGUUAAAACAGAAGGUCAAAUGCAAAGUAAAUGUUCAGAGCUUCCAAGCCAAAAAACAAUUUGCUCUCGUGAUGAUAUUUGCAAAAAAGGCCUUGCAGACCCACAAAGUAAUGGUAUCCAGACUGGACGAUGUAUAAACUUUAACAAUACUUUAAAGACUUGUGAGGUGUCAGCGUGGUGCCCUGUGGAGUCACAGACCACCCCAGUUCCUGCUGUUUUGGAAAGUGCUGAAAAUUUCACUGUCCUAAUAAAGAACAAUAUACAUUUUGCAGCCUUCAAUUUCACAAAGAAAAAUAUUCUACCAAAUUAUAAUGUAUCAUGCAUUUACGACCGAGUCAAAGCACCUCUCUGUCCCAUAUUUCGUUUAGGAGACAUUUUAAGGGAAACUGGAGAAAACUUUUCCCAAGUAGCAGUAUUGGGUGGAGUUAUGGGCAUUGAGAUCAACUGGGACUGUGAUCUUGAUCCCUUGAGAUACAAAUGUGAACCUCAUUACGGUUUCCGACGAUUGGAUGAUAAAGUUGUUGAUGAAAGCUUGUAUCCUGGAUUAAACUUUAGAUUUGCAAGAUACUACAAAAAUGCACAUGGAACAGAGACAAGGACCCUAAUAAAGGCAUAUGGAAUUCGAUUUGACAUCCAAGUCUAUGGCACGGGAGGUAAAUUUAAUUUAUUAGAACUAGCGUUAUUUAUUGGAUCCUGUCUAUCUUACUUUGGAUGUGCUUCCUUUGCAAUUGAUUUCAUCAUUGGCCAGUAUAAUUCUUGCUGCUGUAACGCAAAGUCAGUUCUAAAAUACUAUGAUGACAGAAAGUAUGAAACAAUCCCAGGACCCUCAGUUUCACUGGCAAACCUAAAAGCACACCUAAAAUUUGUGUCAUUUGUGGAUAAAGAAGAUAUUUUGAUGGUGGACCAGAAAUUAAAGGGUAGCUUGCAGUUAGCUUCGGGCCCAUAUAUCCAGAGAGAAAGAUUUGCAGACACAAAAGCCAAAUGUAAGGAUUCUCACAAGCAAGAUGAAAAUGAAAUGAGGCUAAUAAAAGGGAGAUCUGCUAUGCUGCCUCCUGCCUGGUGCAAGUGUAACAAGUGCAUUAAUACAACACAUCUUGAGGAGCAGUUGUGCUGCAGACUUGAAGAGGGAGAAUGUAUUACAGAUACUAAAAUGUUUAACUCCCUGGUUUUGAACAGAGAAUCUUUGGAAUAUGCUUUCCAGUAUGACAAUCCUUUAUCGAAAACACCAAUAAGCAAAGAGCAUCUAAGAUAUUAUGCUAAGCAAAAAUAUGUUGAGUGGCGUUUUGGAUGCAGAAAGUAUAUGUUAAAUUUUGCAGUGAUCCCCAACUGCUGUAAAACUGCAAUAGAAACUUGCAACCUGCAAACAGAAGGCCCAUAAGGAACCCUGUAUUUACUUCCUGCUCAUGGCAUGCGGUAGAUACAGGAUUCCCUUGAACAAGUGACUGCUAUAGUCUGUGUCUUUACUGCUUUCACAUAUACAGUAUACUAAUACCAGAAAAUGUUGAUAUACUGCAUAUGCGCAAGUCUAGAUCUACACAAGGGUUUCCUGGUAAAUACAGGUAACAUGAUGGCAGUAGGAAGCUUUUACUGAAAGACAUAAAGAAGAGCACUAGCUAAGGGGGAAAAAUCCCUUUAUUCACUGAGAAGUGUCUGACAAUUGCCCCACAGUGAUUUAGCCUUUUCUGGUUCUGGUUAUAUUGGGGUGAAGGCUGCCACAGUAAGCAGGGAAAGAAAUAUUCAAAAUUGGCCAUACAUGGGCUGUUAAAAUUUGGUGACUUGACCCUUCCAGACAAAGUGCCAAGUGGUUAUUGGCCCAUGUAUGGGUCCCUCCAAUAUGCCUGCCCAACUGAUAUCUGGGCAAAAAUAUGGUUGGGACAAGGACCACAUUGACUCCUUUAUGUAGUCCUCACCCGGAUGAUCUGUUGAAGACCAUCUGAAAUUGUGCUUAGAAUAGGUCCAGCUGUAACCAGAGGCGAAUUAAGCAUGCAAUUGCACUCUCUGCAAUAACGAUGCAGCUCCCCUUGACCUGCACAGACGCUCCAAAUGUUAGGUGGGGGGAUGGGCAGCAUUAGCAAACUGCCCCUGGCUAUAACUUAUAAAGUGAACUUCCCAUUAAGAAAGUUAGCAGUCUGAUUUUAUGUGGCCCUACAUGGGCAAAUUUAAGCUGCUGAUUUGGGUCCUUUAGAGACGAUCCAGCAGCUUAUUUGCCGUGUAUAGGGCUUUUUCGACAGGCCUCCCUGGCCGAUAUUUGACCAAAAUCAGCCAGAUAUCCAUCGAGCAAGUUUGAUUUUUCACUCCGAUCGAGGACUGCAUCAGCUAGUUGAUGCGGUCCCUGCCCAUUGGUGCCUAUUCCCAUCAUUGUAAUCCAAUCGUUUAGCCCUAGGUCUGAAUGAUUGGAUUAGCCUUUGGUGGGCAUAUCUGAGGAAAGAUCUGCUAGUUUGGCAAUCUUAAAGUGUAUGGCCACCUUUACUGACCUGCUCAAUACUGUAGGUUUUGUGAAAAUUAAAUUCUCUUCCUUAACUAAAAACUCUCAGAGAAUCAGUUUUAUCUGCUUGAGGUAUAAUGCUCUAUAGAUAAAUGUAUAUAUUCUGUGUCAGAGGAAUUCCGGGAAAAAAAAAAAAUAUAUAUAUAUACAUAUAUAUAUAUACAUAUCAAAACAGGAGGGUUGUGGGAGCACUCUAAAGGCUUUAAAGUAUAUAUAGAUAAGUAUAAUAAAUGCUAUUGCAUAUGUACCCAAACAGGGGUUAUUUUGUUACAAAGUUAUGAUCAUAAAAUUGAUAAGCCACCAUACCACGUCAAGGUAAACCCCGAAUGGCGGUCCCUAACUUGUUUUAUUUUUUAUGUGCAUUCUAGCAUUACCUGUAAUCAAUGUCCGUUGAAUGCUGUUUUUUCACCGAGGGCUAAAUCCUCCCCAGCCCCUACCCACUGGUCAAAUGCUGCAUCAACAGAUUAUAUUUUGAAACUUGGCUGAUCCCCUAUCAAUAGUACCUGGAUAUCGGUCUUGAUCAGUGGGCCCGCAUAAACCCAAAGAAUAUCAUAGGAAAAUAUUUGAUCUGUGCUUAUAUGGCUACCUUAAGAAGUCUAGUCAUUUAUCUUGGCUUUAGUUGUCCUAUAAACAAAUCCCUUAGCAAACCCUGUCUUUUAAAACAAUAAGCAUAUGUGUUAAAGAGGGUAGAAAGUACAAGACAAACACACCUUAGGGACAAAGCACUCACUUUUAUUUUUCCUGGGAUUCUCAGGCUGCAAUAUGUACUUGUAUCACUUCACUGCAUCUCUGGGAUAUUCGUUAUUUGGUAACACCCAAGUUAGUCUUCUUUCCCUCCCUUGUUAAAUUUAUUGGGCACAAGGGUUUAUGUAUUUGUUCCAUAUUGCAGAAGAAUGUCAAUAGACCCUAGUUUACUGACAUAAUACUGUUUCUCAGGCUUGUCAUACAAUGGGCAGUGGGCCAGUCGCUUUCUUUGCCUGAAGGAGUUUACCAUCCCAUAGAAUAGUGCUGGGGGCUCCAGUAACCAUGCACUGUUUGGAUUCACUGUAAAUAUGUUAAACUUGCAUAAUAUAUGAUUAAAAAAAAGUCUUACCA